Blepharisma stoltei is the source of this 630-nucleotide messenger RNA. NCBI's taxonomy places the organism in Eukaryota, Ciliophora, Heterotrichea, Heterotrichida, Blepharismidae. The record is from the annotation of a GenBank genome assembly.
AUGGCAUCCGGAAGAAAGCACCUUCUUAAAGUAAUCAUCCUUGGCGACUCAGCGUAAUCCCUAUUCAGUGUCGGAAAAACCUCUCUCAUGAACCAGUACGUUAACAAGCGCUUCACCCAGCAAUACAAAGCUACAAUUGGUGCUGACUUCUUAACAAAGGAAAUUAUGAUCGACGACAAAUUAGUGACCCUCCAAAUUUGGGACACAGCUGGCCAGGAGCGUUUUCAAAGCCUCGGCACUGCCUUUUACCGAGGGUCUGACUGCUGCGUUCUCGUUUAUGACAUUACGUCCAGCAAAAGUUUUGAAUCUCUUGGGUCAUGGAAAGAAGAAUUUUUGUCUCAGUCCAAUGCUAAAGACGCUGAAAACUUCCCAUUCGUUGUGUUAGGGAACAAAGUAGACAAAGAAGACGAAAGAAAAGUCCCGAAUGCAAGAGCCAGCCAGUGGUGUAGAGAAAAUGGAAACAUGCCGUUCUAUGAGACAUCAGCAAAGGAUGCUGUCAACGUUGAUGAUGCAUUUAUGACAAUCGCAAGAAAUGCAUUGUCUCAGGUAAAAGCGGAAGCGUCUGAGUAUAAGCCUCCAAUCGAUUUAAGCAAGAAAAAGCCGAAAACUGAAAAAGCGACAUGCUGCUAA